CAUAUGACGUCCUCCCCCACUCUAACCAUGUCUGUCACGCUUUCCUCGGAGGGGACAUGUACACUGAUCAUCAAGGCACUGAUGAUCAGUGUGCCCUGAUGAUCCGUGUAGCCCCAGCAGCGCCACCUGUCAGUGCCUCAUCAAUGCCACAUCAGUGCCUACCAGUGCACAUCAGCGCCACAUAUCAGUGCCCAUCUGAGCUGCCUUUCAGUGUCACCUAUCAGUGCCAGUCAGUGCCACCUAUCAGUGCUACCAAUCAGUGCCGCUUAUCAGUGCCAAUCAGCACCACCUAUCAGUGCCAGUCAGUGCCGCCUAUCAGUGGGCAUCAGUGCUGCCUAUCAGUGCCAUCAGUG
Molecule: messenger RNA, 353 nt
Organism: Staurois parvus
Lineage: Eukaryota; Metazoa; Chordata; Amphibia; Anura; Ranidae
Source: the annotation of a GenBank genome assembly